Messenger RNA from Blepharisma stoltei, 8275 nucleotides. The record is from the annotation of a GenBank genome assembly. NCBI's taxonomy places the organism in Eukaryota, Ciliophora, Heterotrichea, Heterotrichida, Blepharismidae.
AUGAGUUUCUUUAUAAUUUUCUUUUUUGCUCAAGUAUUUGGAAUCGAUAUUGCUUGCAACAUGAAUAAAUGCUCUCCGAACACUGUAAUGCAUAAGUAGAGAGGAGAUAAAUCGUGCGAUGCUGAUUGCAUGUUUUCUUAUUGCAAUUAUGACUCAAGAGAAGCUUAUCAAGUAACCAGUGAUAUUAAAAAAUCAGACUGCUAUGGAAAUCCAUGUGACGUGAAAAGCAAAUGAGAAUGUUAUAGAAAUGGAGCGAGUAUCCUUGGAGAUGGAAAUUGUGACGAAGCCUGCAAUGUUCAAGAAUGCGGGUUUGACUUUGGAGACUGUGGGUACUGCGCUCCAUCAUGUAACUAAUAUUUAGGCUAUAAAUCAAUGCUCGGAGGAACAUGCGACGUUGAAUGCAAUACAACUUCUUGCUACUAUGACUAUGGAGCAUGUUUGGACUGCUCUUCUGGAUGCACUUCUUCUAUAUGAGGAAAUGGAGAAUGCAACCAAGAAUGCAACAAUAAAGAAUGCAACUUUGAUAAUGGAGACUGUUUAAGCCAAACUUGUGCACCCAACUGCUAUCUUUGAAUGCUAAACAACACCAUUUGUGAUGAAGCUUGUCAGGUAGAAGAGUGCCAUUUCGACUAUUUUGACUGUGAUUGCAAUUCUGGAUGCUUUUCUACCUUGCUGGGCGACGGAGAAUGCAAUGAAAUCUGCAAUACUGAAGCCUGCAACUUUGACGAGGGAGACUGUGGGUAUUGUGCAAGUGGUUGCUUCUUAGAAACGCUAACAAACGGUGUAUGUGACGAGGCUUGCAAUACCUUCCGCUGCAAGUAUGAUUAUUUCGCUUGCAAAUGCAAUGAUGACUGCCAAGCUGAAGAUUAUGGAAAGUGCAAGCUAGAGUGCAUGGUAAUGGACUGCAGUUAUGAUCAAGUAGGUAUUAACCCUGAAAAGAGAUGCCAGAGCGAAGAUUUAGUUUGAUAUUCCAUUUUCCAACAGUCUCUCAAAGCCAAUUUUGAUAUCCCAGUCAGCUUUGAUGAUUGUUCAACAGCAUCCUCUUCCCAGUGUUCUUUAUCCAUGUCAGUAAACUUUGAGUCAUGCUACUCCGAGUGUUAUUAUAGAGAAUGCAAUUAUGGACUGUGCAGCUUUACAACUGGCUGUGAUCUUAUUCCUGAUAGUGAUAAAAAUUUAAUGUGCACUAUUUGCAAUGGAGAUUGGCUCGAUAACUGCUAUUCAUGAUAUACUGAUGGGGAUGUUUUAUUUUUGAUGGGCCUUGGAGUUAUGCAUCAUAGCAAAUAUCUCUCAGCGGGCCUGCCAGAUUUCUAUAUUUAUCAUGUCACCUCUAAUCAAGCAGGGUCGACUCCUUCAGGAGACGGUAGCCCAUAUUUUCCUUUUGAAACACUUGAUUAUGCGUUAGAAAAAAUAUAUAAGCUUAGAAAAACAAUGAACUUUAUAUACUUAGCAAAUGAUGGAGAAUACACUUUAAAUAAUUGCGAAACAUUUGGUUCUUAUAGUUGGAGCUAUGUGGUCAAGACCUAUGAUGAGAACAAAGUUAAGAUAAAAAUCAAUGGGUGAAGUGCAAGCACAUGCGAAAUUUCUAAGAGUGUAACAUUUGAAAACGUCAUUUUUGACGGCUCAGAACAAUACGUUACGUGCAAUGACACUGCUUAUUGUGAAUAUUGUUCGUACAGCACCUACAAUGAAACUAAUGGCUAUUGAUAUAACGAUAGAAAUCAGCCUUCUUCUCAAAAUUUACCUAUAAGCAAUUGCAAGAAUCCGAGAACAAGUCUUUUUUUAAUGCACAAUGCUCAUUUUACUCUGAAAAACGUUGAAAUCAGAAACUUUCGAUUUAAUUUCAGUUAUAUUAUACAAGGAAGUGGCAAUUUAAAACUUUUAAAUGUUAAUUUUGAUAAUGUCCAACUUAGUGGCUCAGAGGAAAACGCAGUUAUUUGCGGAAACGAUCGAUAUGGAGACUUGGACAUAAAUUAUAUCGGAGGCAGUGUGACGAGGCUGAAUAACGGUUAUGAAAUCGAUGACCCAAUAGAUCUUCGAGGAUUUUUAUAUACAAUAUACAUGACUACCAUUAUAAUUAGAGAUGUAGAGUUCAAAUAUAACUUAGUCGCUAGAAAGCCAAACAGUUCUUUGUCUACUGCUUCCUUAAUUUAUUUCAAGACUAUCAGAAGUAUUGAAAUAGGCAACUGUACUUUCAUGUACAAUUAUUGUGAAACUGGUGUGAUCUACUCAAAGCUAGAUCUUAGCGACUACGAAACUGACUAUAAUGAGACGAAUUAUUUGUACUAUGUAAUGCGGACACACAUUUAUAUACAUGAUUCUAGAUUUAUUUCAAACUAUGGGAAUCUUGGGAUAGUUCAUAUUGAGUUUUUGUAUAAACUUUUAAAUGUCCAUUUUGAUAAUGUCACUUUUGAGUCGAAUGGUGUGGACGGUGACUCUUUGGUUUAUAUUUACAAUCCGAAUAUUUUAGAAGAAUACAAAACGGAGACCUCUGCAAGCAUAGUCGUCCCUAAUAUAGGAACAGCCUCUGUAAUCUUAUCUCCAAGAUGAUGCAAAAUCAAUAAGGUGACUUUCACAAAUAAUCAUGCCUCAAGUGCCAUCUAUGCUUAUAACUUAGUGAAUUUUCAAAUCCAAGAUUUGGUGAUUAGCUCCAGCGGGUCCUCAAUUGAGGAUAAAAAUAUAAACACUCUCCUGCUUGACUAUUUUAUUGAAAAUCGAGACAUUGAAGACUUAUAUAUAUCCAAAGGAAAAUCCAAUACGAAAUUUCCUGAUUGCAAUUUUAUGGUUUCCAUUAUAAAUCCAUAUAAAUUAAGCAUUCAAGGAUUGACUAUGCUAAAUAAUAUUUGCAGAAAAUCAUCUCCAACAUUUAAAAUUUAUAACUCAGACAUAAGAAAUCUAACCUCGAUUACUUGCUCAGGCAAUAUUGGAUAUGGGCAAUUGCCUGUUUGCCUUUAUUUCACAGGACUUUUCGAUAGGAAUAUAACAAAUUCAGAAUUUAUAGGAAAUACAAACUACUACAAAUCUGGAAACGGAGUAAUUGCAAUUGAAGGCGAAAAUAACAUAUAUCUUACUAAUUGUUCAUUUGUGAGCAAUUCUGCAAAUCAAGUUCCUUUAUAUUUAUCCGGCCAAAGCGUCUAUAUUGAUUCUUCUAAUUUCGAAUCAAAUGAAUCCAAGCGCGGGAAUGGAGGAGGCUUGUACUUCAUUUCUACCUCUUUGAAUAAUCCUGGAACACUGAUGAUUUCAUUAAGCAAUUUCACUAAUAAUUCAGCCAAUUCUAAUGGUGGGGGCAUUUUCAUAGAGAAAAAAUCAACGUCUCUAUUAACAUUGGAGCUUUUAAUUUCACAAUCAAAUUUUAAAGGAAACCAGGCUAAAUAUGGCUCUGCUUUAUAUAUUGACAACUCUAUUAUCUUGACUUUAAAUUCAACCAUAGCUGAUUCAAAAAUUUUAGAAAAUGUAUCAAAAAUGUCAGGAGCAAUCUCACUGUACUUUUUCAGUGGUAUUUUAUCUUUUAUAUCUAUAUGCAUAAAAUGGCGCUGACAGGCCACCUAAACUGCUGACCCUAUUUCUUCAACAUCAGUAGGCCACGGCCCAGUGUGAAGGUAAAGGGCAGAAAGAUUUCGGAAAACCUUUAUACAUCUCUGGCUAGGUUUUUCUCGGGCCAUAGGGAGCUAACCCAUAGGACUUGAGUUUUUGCCUCCGGAGCCAUCACUGGAAAAAAACAAGACCCAUAGGAUCACUAACAGAAUGAUAACUUCCAAGGGUGGCAUUUGUCCAACAUGAAACAUUAAGUUCCAUCCAGGUGGUGGGCCCAUAGGCUCCAGGAGAUAUGGAAGCCAAGAUCGGUAGCGUGAAUCCCUUGCCUGCAAAUAAAAUAGUGACGUUGAAGGAAGUUGGAAUCCGAGGUGCACUCCCUAUGGAGCUGAAAACAGGGCCUCUGUAUUUUUUGAAGUAGGCCUUCAGGCUUAGAGAUGCCUUCCCGAAGAGGGAAGUUAUGUUUCUCCCUGAAGGUUUACCUGUCUCUGCCAGAUGGACUAGACAGGUUUACCCACUACAUGAUUCUCACUUGUCGGAACCAAGAGGGGAUUCUUAAGAAUGUGGCUCUUCCCAAAGGAGCUAAUCACCAGCCAAAUGGGUUCAGGUUGGAAAUUCAAGAUGGCAGCCUUCAAUUUCCUCAUUUGAGCUCAAAGGUCUAUGGAAACUGCUCUUUUGGAGCCGAGCCAAGCAAAGGCUAGUGGUACCCGCUUAAGGCCAGAUUAAUCGCUUUUAAUAAACUGCCUGAGAUGGCGAGGAAGAGUAUCUGCCUUGAUCCAUCGGGGGCCAUGAGUAUUUAGGUGUAAAACUCCAGCCCUAUCAAUGGCAAAGAGCUUAUUAGUCUUAGCAUUAAAAUUACCAUCUUUUAAAUCUUGCGAGUUCUUAGAAAAUACUUCACCUAGUAUGGCCGCAGUUUUGCACAUUGAUAUCCCACAAGAUACCUAUACUGUGCGUUCAAAAGUAUAUAUUGAUUCAUCAACUUUUUCAAAUAAUGAAGGUAAUUUCAUAAUUUAUGUCGAUAAUCAAAACAGAAACUCAUCAGUUGAAACCAGAAACUGCUUAUUUGAGUACAACAAAGGAAUUGUUAUCUCAUUAAAUUAUGACUAUUUUAUCGAAAUUGGAUCAAUUUUCCGAUAUAACUCAGGGGUCUAUGGGACAUGUUUUUUCCUCCAAAAUUCUGCGAUAUUAUAUGCAAACUCCGAGUUUUUGAAUAAUACAAGCAGUGACUCAGGAGGGGUCAUAGCUAUGAGCUUUAAAUCACUUUUCAAUUGCGACAAUUGCACUUUUAGCAAGAACUGAGCUAUAAAGGGAAAAGGUGGCGUUUUAGUAAGUGAGCAAGAUUCUCAAUUUUUGAUAUCAAAUUCAAAUUUCUCAGAAAAUUCAUGUGGAAAUGAUGGGUCAGCAAUUUUUUCUUUUAAUUGCAAUACCACAGCCUCGUUAAUAACUUCAUCCACUUUUUCUGGCAACCACGCACAAGGCUCAGGUGUAAUAGCAUUUAUUAGCUCAAAAAUGACUAUUUCCUCAUCUUAUAUUGGCGGUAACUCAAAUAGUGGAUAUUCGUCAGGGAUUAAAUUGAUAUACUCAAAUGCUAAUAUUUUGGAUUCAAAGUUUAUAGGCCAGACCAGUAUCUCAGGUAAUUUUAUUUAUGCUCUUGCAGAGAGCAAUGUUAAUAUUCAAAAUAUCACCUUUUCUGGUGGGUAUUCAAAAGAAAGCGGCGGGGCAAUCUAUUCUAGUGCUAGCACUGUCUCUAUAAAUUCUUCAGUCUUUACUGAUUUAUCAUCCCCAAAAGGCGGUGCAAUUUACUCUGCUUUUGAUAGCACAAUAACUAUAAGAAAUUCAGAAUUUUUUAAUCUCACUAGUUCCUCUACAGGAGGUAUCAUUAACGCUAAUCAAGCGAACUUGAUUAUACAAAACUCAAAAUUUAAGCAAUUUUACUUGACAGGGAUUUAUGGGAAAGAGCUAAAGAAAUUAGAAAUUUCGGACUCAGAGUUUAGAGAUGGCUAUGGGUAUGAUGGCGGAGUAAUAUUCUGUGACUCAUGCAACAAAAUUAAUAUCAAAUCAUCAACUUUUGACAAUAAUAGUGCUACUUUGUAUGGAGGUGCUUUAUUUUUGACUGCUAAUAGUGAAGAAAAAGCAAGUCAAAGCAUUUCUUCAUGCAGAUUUACUAAUAAUAUUGCUCAAAACGGAGGCGCGAUAUACUCAAAUGAAGUUAGCCUAAGCAUAUCCAGCUCUGACUUCACUCAAAAUAAAGCCAUAUCUAAACAAGAUACUGAAGAUUUUGGUAUUGGAGGAGGAAUCAGGAUAGGCUGCCCAAGUACUCAAGCCUGCAAAUUUAAACUCCAAAUGAACACUUUUACAGACAACACAGCAAUGCAUAAAGGUGGAGCUAUUAGUUGAGACGACAAUCUGCCUGAAUUCGCAAAUAACUCAUACACAAAUAAUGCAGCUGAGUAUGGAGGAGACAUUGCUUCUUACCCUGUCAAGUUAAUGCAAGUAAAUGAAAUGGGAGCUUUAGAAGACUAUAACAGUCGAAGACUCAAUGAUUUUGUGUCAGAUAUUAAUUUGACUGAUAUUGCAUCAGGGCAAAGCAUCAAAAAUAAACUUGUGGUUGCUUUAGUUGACAACAUGAACAAAGUCAUAGCAACUGAUGAUUCAAGUGAAGCAGAGCUAAAAGCAGUCAACUCGACUACACAAAUUUCUGGGAAAAUCAAAGUCAACGCUGUCAAAGGGAUUUUCAACUUUUCUGAAUUUGUCAUUUCAGAAGAUCCCGGGUCUGAUAUACAAAUAAUGGUCACUUCUUCUGCAAUUGAUACAAGUAAAAUAAAAAAAUCUGGGGAAACUGUAUUUAGUAAAAGCUUGGUUUUUAACGUGAAUAUGCGGAAUUGCAAGAUAGGAGAAGUCAGCUCAGGGAAAAACUGCGAGAUCUGCCCUGCUGGGUUUUAUAGCUUAAAUCCAAGCUUAAUGUCUUGUUUGGCUUGUCCUAACACAGCUGAAUGCUAUGGAAAUUUUUCAAUGGUCCCUCGGCCUGGGUACUGGAGAGACAAUAUGUAUACAGAUAAAUUCUGGAAAUGUCCCCAUACUUCAGCCUGCUUGGGUUCUCCUGAUAAAAAUAAUAUUUCUUAUACUGGUGAAUGUGGAGAAAUGUACAAAGGCAAUAAAUGCCAAUCAUGCAAAACCGGGUACACUCACACAGCAGACAACAAGUGUGAAAAAUGCCCAAGCAAGGUAAAUAACAUUUUGACUACGUCAGGUAUUACUUUACUACUUAUUAUCGUAUCAUUUCUUAUUGUAAAAGUUACAAGACAGUCCGCUUUCAAGCCGAAAUCACAUGUCUCAAUCUAUAUAAAGAUAUUUUUGAACUACAUCCAAAUGGUGAUUUUAGCCUCGACUUUUAAGCUAAAGUGGCCAGACGAAGUCGUAGAAGUUUUUAAAAUUCAGUUGCAGUCUGACUAUGUGCACCAGCAAAUGUAUUCAUUUCAGUGCCUUUUCCAAAGCAAUAGCUCACAAAGUCUGGUUUAUUUCAGGACUCUUAUUAUUGUGGCUUUGAUCCCAGUCUUCAUGGUAAUUUUAUCAUUAUUCUUUUGGCUUGUUUUUAAGUGCAUUAAAAAAUCAAAAUCGACUUUCUGGGAUGAUUUUAUAUCGACAUGUAUCAUUUUGCUAUUUUUGAUUCACCCUAAUAUUGUAAAAACAAUGUUUGCAUCAAUGAACUGCACUGAAAUAAAUGAUGGAGAAUAUUGGCUAGAAACGGAUCUUGAUAUUAGGUGCUGGGACCAUGACCAUAUUUUUUACGUGCUAGUUGUCUCUUUGCCAUCUAUUGUUAUAUGAGGAAUCAUAAUGCCAACUAUCUGUUUGGUGAACCUUAUAAGGAAUAAAAACAAUUUAAACGAUAUAAGUGUGAGGCUUAGGUAUGGAUUUCUGUUUAAUGGGUACAAAGAGCAGCAUUUUUACUGGGAAUUUAUAAUUUUAUAUAGCAAAAUCAUCCUUAUUUGUUGCUCUGUGUUUCUUACGAGAAUAUCUUUGUCACUCCAAGCACUGAUUGUAUCAAUAUUAUACUCAAUUUAUCUGCGUUUACAGUACUCAAAUAACCCAUACAAUGAAGACGUUUUGAACCAAAUGGAAAUACGUGCUAAACUUGUAUGUGUGGUUACCAUUUAUAGUGGACUCUAUUAUUUGAUGGGGUCUCUUGGAAAUGUCGCGAGCUAUUUCUUAUUUAUUCUAAUAGUCAUUGCGAAUUUUUACUUUUUAGUCUACUGGGCUUGGUAUCUCUUGAAAUCGAUCUUCAAUAAGAUAAAUAAACAUGUGACUGAAUGGAAAAAUAGAAGCAGGGUAAGCAAUCAGCCAGAAGGAAGCAACUUAAAAAUUGAGGGUGCGGAAGACUUAAGUGGCGUUUUCAGCAAAAAGAUUAAUGUUUCAAUUUCAUCAAAUGAGAAAUUUUUAAGUGAAAGCCAAAUUUUGAAUAUGAGCAAUGAUCCGAGUGAUCCGGAACUUAUCCAUAUUGAAGUCGAAAUUUCUGAAGAAGCUAAACUCCUCCUUUUUUUUAGAUCCAUAAAAAUUUACUUUAUAUAAAAUUGAUAAUUAUUAUAGCAUAAUCUCUAGCUAGAAUUCUAGAACCCAAAAUUUAUGAUUAAGCUCAUAACUUCUUUUAAAUUCUUGGCUAAUUUUUUUAAAUUUCGAAAAACUUAUUAAUAAAAAAUAUUAAUUUGCCUCCAUAAGAUUUUUGCUUGCUCACUGGAGUAAGGAGGAAUAA